AUGUCAGGAGUAGGAGGAAAUUAAGAUAAGAAAAAAGCUUCAAAUAAUGACCCUGAGUGUCGACUUGAAUACGUUGUAAGUUUCACUUUGAGAAUUCAAAUUUAAUAAUUCAAGCCUGAUACCCUAUAUAAUUUGCAAUAAAAAAUAAUAAAUGAAUUUUAGUGCGAAUCUCUAGGAAUAAACAAAGGUGCAUUGCAUUAGGUAACAGAUAUUGAUUUCGUAUUGGAUGAUAUUUGCAGAAUGGAUUUCCUAUCAUAUUUUACUAAUAUCAAGACUCUCACGUUAAUUAACCAAGGUAUUUCCGAGAUCGAGGGCCUCGAUAAAAUGGUAUCAUUAGAAUCAAUGUGGCUUAAUGAAAAUCUAAUAGAAAAUAUCAAAGGACUUGAUAAACUUAGAAGCCUUAAAGAACUUUUCCUAGGUAGUAAUAAAAUAAGGAGAGUGAGAGGUCUUGACAACCUAAUUAACCUUGAAAAACUUUGGCUUGAUGAAAAUAGAAUUGAAUCCUUGGAAAACAGCAUGCAAAACUUGGUCAAGCUGAGAGAGCUCAACGUUGCAGGAAAUAAAAUUGAAACUAUUGGCAUGACCCUUGAUGGCUUAAUAUCUCUUGAAGAGCUAAAUAUAGCAAAUAAUAAAGUCGGGAAUUUCAAAGAAGUACUUAAUCUUAAUAGAUUACCAAACCUCAAAAUUUGCACAUUCCAAGAUCCACAUUAUGGUGAUAAUCCUAUUUGUAAUUUGUGCAAUUAUCAGACUUUUGUGCUCUAUCAUUAACCAAACUUGCAAAAGCUUGACACACUUUAAAUAUCUGAUGAUGCAAAAGCAUUUGCAGAUGCCACUUUUAUGAAAAAGAGGAUGUAUUAUAAUAUGAGAAUUAAGACCAUUCAAAGGAAUGCUUCAAAUAUUAUGAAACUAUUAAAAAUUUGCAAAAAAAUCAGAAACUUUAAAAUUGAUAUAUAAGUCACUAAACUUACCAAAAAGAUAAAUGAAAUCACCAGGGAAAUCGAAGAAAGAUAAUACUUAAGUGCCUAAGGCCCUGGUGUUAAAGAUUAGUUUGAAUCAGUGUUUACUUAUGGUGUCACUAAUUCUAAGAAAAAUCCAUUAGAUGAUAUCGAAAAUGAAAAACUUAUUACUGAUUUAGAAGGGAAGAAGGCUUUAAUGAUGGGGAGGAUCCAUGAUAAGAAUGAAGAUCUCAAGGAUUUAGAUGCUAUAUACGAAUCCCUAAGGAAGAAGAUGUAUGAAAUACCAGAAUAGAAUAUUCAUAGAUUGCUGACAGAACUUGAAACAGGAGGAAAUAUCAGGUUUGAGGAGGGAAAGCCGACUGAUAAAUGGUUUCAAUCUUGUAACGAAUUAGCCAAAGGAAGAUUUAAUCCAGAAUAAAUGAAGUUCUUCGGUAUCACUGGAAUCAAUGUAACAAGAGUAACUAGAAUCCACAAUAGGUUCCUAAGAAACAGAUUUGAGGAAAAGCUUGAAUAGUUAGUAGACCUAUCAGACAUUUCUUAUAAGAGAAGCCUUGAGUAUUUAUUCUAUGGUCUGGAUCCACACUUGCCAAAUGAGAUGCAAAGAGCAAUGGAGGAAGGAUUUAGAACACCAUAGGAAUAUUAGCAAGAGUGUGGUCUUCCUCUUUGCGUUUCUCUUGUCAAUUCUAUAGCAUCAGCCGAGAUUGCUCGUAUUAAUUCAUUCUUUUAAGCUGAAGAUGGAUAUGCUCAUAUUAGAACAGCCGCAAAGGCUCAGAAAUAAACCUAAUUUAGAAUGAGCAGUGAAUUGACCUUACAAAAAGGUCUUGUCUAAAUACCUUCUGGUUAAGUGCUAGUUUGCAAAGUAUUCCUAUCUAAAUGUGUGCCUGACAGCAACUAUCCCUAUUUUAAUCCAAGUCAUUCACCUAGUGAGAUAUGGAGAUAUGCACCAGUUGAUGUAAAGUAAUAUACGGGCAUGCAGAGUAUUUACAGAACAAAAGAGAAUGAUUAAAGGUAAAGAAUGUGGUUUGUCCUAGAUAAUGCCUUAAUUCUUCCUGAAUACUUGGUGGAAUUUGAAUAUACCACAAAUAUCAAAACUGGUGGCCCAAACGAUUCAAAAAUCGGAUUAGAUACAGUUGAAACACUUAACGAGGAUUGCAAUAAAUUGUUAAACGCCGUCAAUGGUGCUUAGAAAGUAUUAGAAAAUACUUAUAUCAGGCAUGCCUAGAGAGAGGCAUCGAGAUCAUUGAAUUUGCAUCUUACAUCACUAGACUUGGAUCGAUCUGAUAUGGGAUGUCUCAAAAAGACUUUAGUUAAUUUCAUGAGAUCUUGCCAUAUUGAGGAGCUAAUGCAAAAUGCGUUUUAAUUUUUAGAUGACGAGGCUUAAAACUCAGCACAGCUUGCUAUUGAAAAUUCAAUGCCUCCCGAAAUUCCUAUCAGAAGUAAAAUUGAUGAGAUCACAGAAUAUAUAACUUAAAAUAUCAGUCGGGAAAAAGAUUUCACUCAAAUAGUAUACUUGAAUUUGUUCAGUAAUAGAAUCAAGAAGAUCAAAUGCCUAGAAAAGCUUGUGAAUCUCAAUACACUAAUUUUAUCUUUCAAUGAGAUAGAGGUAAUUGAAGGACUUCAAGAAUGCAAGAUACUGAAGAGAUUAGAUCUCAAUCACAAUUUUAUCAGAAGGAUUGAAAAUUUAGAGAACAAGUAGAAUCUUUAGAUCCUCAAUCUAACUAAUAACUGGAUUUCAGAUAUGAACCAAAUUGAGCAUCUCAGAAUCAAUUGCCCCUCAAUUAAAGAGCUCUCCCUUAAAUGCAAUCCUAUUGCUGCUAAGAAAAGCUAUAGGUCAGUUGUCUUUUGUAGAAUGCCAACCAACUUGAUUAAGCUAGAUGGAAUAGCAUAAACUGAUAAGGAUAAAGAGAGGGUCAGAUAAGAACUCUAGACUGUUACUAGAGAGUUGAUCUUUGAAAAUGUAAGAGCAUAAAUCAAGACUGAUGGUACUAAUGUAACGGUGACUUCAGCCUCUAGCAACAGUGAUUAAGGAAAAAAGACAAUAUCAACUUAAAAAUCAACAAUUGCAGAAUCGGAAGAACCAUAGUAAAACAUCAUUGAAUGGGAAAGAAAUAUAGAAACUCUCAUUCUAGGCCACAAGUAACUCUAGAAGAUAGAAAACUUAGAGCCUUUUAUAAAUCUUAGAAAGCUCUAGCUAAUAGAUAAUUGCAUCCUCAAGAUAGAGGGACUUGGUAAAUGCAAGCUAUUAGAAGAGCUAUCUCUCGAAAAGAAUAAGAUUUAAUAUAUAGAAAACAUUUCACAUCUUAGAUACCUAAAGAAACUUGAUCUUGGAUGUAAUAGGAUAAGAAGAAUAGAUGGGUUAUCACAGUUAGAAAAUCUAACAUAACUAUCAAUGGAAGACAAUGAAAUAGCAAAUCUAGAUGGAUUGGACCAAUUACAAACUCUCAUGGAGCUAUAUCUCGGAAAUAAUCUCAUAAAUGACAUUAAAGAGAUAGUCAAGCUAAAAUAGUUAGGUAGAUUGAUUAUCCUUGAUAUUAGCGGAAAUUUGUUGAGUAGAGACACUAACUACAGAAUCUAUUGCAUCUUCCAUUUAAGGAAACUAAAAGUGCUUGAUGGUAUAUCAGUAGAAUCAAACGAGCAUAUGGAUGCUAAGGAAACAUUUGCUGGUAGAUUAACGGAGGAAAUUCUUGAAUCAAGAAUAGGGGGAAGAAAGUUAUAGGACUUAAAAGAACUCGAUCUUUCCUCUUGCAGAUUAAGAGAUUUCGAUAAUAUGUUUGAUGAGAGUUUAUACCCUUAACUUAGAGAGCUUAAUCUCUCGCAUAACAGUCUGGUUACUUUAAGAGGUUUCGGCUAUCUUCCUAAACUAAGGAUACUCAAAAUUAAGGCAAAUAGGCUUGAGACACUGUUCUGUAAGCCAAAUGAAGAUGGAUAUCCAAAGGGUCUCUUUGGUUUACCAAAUUUCCAUUUGAUCACUUGCCUCAGACUUGAAGAUAAUGGCUUAAGGAAUCUUUAAAAUGUUGAGAAACUCGAAAGACUUCAGUCUUUAUUCGUAAGUGGAAAUAGAUUAGCUGAAUUCUGGGAAGUUGAUAGAUUAUCCGAAUUGCCUCAUUUAAUGGAAAUAGCUCUAUUAAAUAAUCCCAUGACUAGAAAGCCUAACUAUAGAACAGCAAUAAUUAAGAGACUGCCAGCACUUAUCAUUUUAGAUGGCAAAGAAAUAUCUCCUGAGGAGAGACAGAGAAUCGAAUAAUCAGGAGGGAUGAUUGGAGUCUCUGGCAUUACAACUGAUGGGUAAAAAGCACCUCCUAUGAUUCACUUUGCUUAAUACCCAACAGUUAAGGUACCGGUUAAGCUUAAUGCAGUCAAUUUUGAUGGUGUUUUCAAUAAUAUGAAAGUUUUUUCACCCGAUUAAGGUCCAACCACUUAAUAGUAAUUAACUUAAUAGCAAAUAAUGAUUAACCAAAAGAAUCAAAUGAUUGGAGGCACUGGUAUAAUCGGCUAGGGAAUAGGAGGCAUAAGUGGAGUGGGCAUAGGCUAGAAUAUCAUGGGUAGUGAAAUGGGUAAUCUGAUAUAAAUUAACAGCUUUGGCGCCGAUCUCAGUCAGCCUAUGAGUGGCCUUGCAAUGUAAGAUAAGGGUAAUAACCAAAAUACUAGACGACCAAGUACAAAAACUAAUGCCUCUGGAACAACAGUGGUAGGGUCAUCAUAGUCUUCCAUUACUUAAAAGGAUAAUAAAUCUACAGCUAACUCCUAAAAUGCAGCGAAAACUACUUAAUGUAAGUAUAUUUAUUCUCAGCUUAAUUUUUACACAGAUAGCAUGGGAGGUGGAGUAAAGCCACCACAAGCCCAAAGAUAACAAAGGUAUUGA
Stylonychia lemnae is the source of this 4818-nucleotide messenger RNA. Lineage: Eukaryota; Ciliophora; Spirotrichea; Sporadotrichida; Oxytrichidae. The record is from the annotation of a GenBank genome assembly.